CCCCCUAGCACUGUAGUCCCCAGUGAGCAGGACAUUGAUUUCUAUUGGUUAUGCAGCUGUUGAAGACAUCAUCAUAGGUAUUUAGCAGUGUUAAAAAUGUUUUGGGAAAAGGAAGGAGAGAAGCAAAUUGAGAUGUUUAAACUUAUGAAAAAUUAUUUUAUCUUUCUGGCAAAGAAGAAAGUGUCAAAUAGCUGUUCUUUUCUGGAUGAUGCAUGAGGCCCUGUCUCUAACUUGUCAUUUUGUUCUUUUGGGAAACAGGCUAGGGUGUCCAGGUGAUCCUUAAUUUGCAGGCCAAUGAUGAACCCAAAAUGUGUGGCCCUUCAGCACUGCAGUCCUAAUUCUCAGCUGGAGUAAAUGUGCAUGUCCUAUAUUGGCUUAUGCAAUGUUUAUUCUGAAAGGUCAGGUUACUAUUCUUUCAUCCCUCAAAUAAGAGUAUAUGUUGGAGGUAUAAUAAUUGUAUCAUUUCAGUGGGAGAAGACAACGUGAAUUUUAAUCCGAAAAAUGCAGGCUUUAAUGCCCAAACCUCAAAUUUAUGUUGAAAGAACCUUGGCAAUCAUCAAGCCAGAUAUUAUCAACAAAGAAGUAGAAAUAGAAGAUAUAAUUCUCAGAUCAGGAUUUACUAUUGCUCAGAAAAGAAAGCUUCAGCUAAGUCCAGAGCAAUGUAGCAACUUCUAUGUAGAACAAUAUGGGAAAAUGUUCUUUCCUAACCUGACAGCUUAUAUGAGUUCUGGACCUUUAAUUGUAAUGGUUCUUGCUCGUCAUAAAGCAAUCUCAUACUGGAAGGAACUUCUUGGACCCUCAAGCAGUAUAGUAGCUAAGGAAACAUAUCCUGACAGUUUAAGAGCAAUCUAUGGGACAGAUGAUCUGAGAAAUGGACUUCAUGGUAGUGCCAGCUUUUCCUCAGCUGAAAGAGAAAUCCGGUUCAUGUUUCCUGAAGUAUUGAUUGAACCAAUCCCAGCUGGUCAAGCUGCUAAGGAUUACCUUAACAUAUACGUCACACCUACUCUACUGAAAGGACUUACAGCACUGUGUAAGAUGAAACCAGCAGAUCCUUUUGUAUGUAUCACAAGAAAUACCAGUAUCAAGAGGCAGAAUGAAAGUGCUAGUAUGAGUUACCAGCUGGUAGCCUUCAAUUGCUAAUGAAGAAAUGUCCCUAGUUGUAUGACAGGUAGAAAUCCAAAGGAAAAAUUGAUGGUUGAUAAGAGCAAUAGUUGUUUAUAUGCACAUUUAGUUUGGUCCCUUCAAGCUAGAAUACCCAUAAUUGGUGAUCCUUUGUAUUUCAGGAGCAGUCUAGACUGACUGCCUCCUUCUCCAUCACCUAGUAAGACAAACAGGUACAUUUGCAAAAGCAAGGUAAAGGUAAGAAUCAUUAAAAGAAAGGUAUGGGAAUUCUAAGGAGUUUCUACUUUCCUCACUGCUUUAUAAAAGGGAAAUAUUAAAAGAAAUUUGGUCAAUAGAAACAUAGAGUUUGAAUGCCUCCUGUUAGCAAACAG
Messenger RNA from Candoia aspera, 1493 nucleotides. It is a transcript of the gene NME5, whose product is annotated as NME/NM23 family member 5. The coding region runs from base 502 to 1140 and encodes 212 amino acids. Gene Ontology annotation, biological process: cilium movement; spermatid differentiation; UTP biosynthetic process. Gene Ontology annotation, cellular component: cilium. NCBI's taxonomy places the organism in Eukaryota, Metazoa, Chordata, Lepidosauria, Squamata, Candoiidae. Gene Ontology annotation, molecular function: nucleoside diphosphate kinase activity. The record is from RefSeq and is a predicted model, not a curated record. The transcript is spliced from 4 exons.